CGUGUUUCUUAAGCCAGAGGCCCGGAGCUCACAUCAACAGCGGAAUCAUCAUAAUUCCAAAAGGCUACGUUUUUAGUUGUUUACUCCAUUUCUUUCUCGGAUGGUGUUGUUCUAUAAGCUUGUUUAUAACAAUUCCAAUAUCGAUCCGCCAUUAAUACGGAAAUCUACUAGGAUUCUUUCAUCUUCGUCGCUGUACAGUGUAGUUGAUCUGAAACGCUAAUGUUUCGAUUCGAGCUUCUCGUUUGCAGAGCUUGAAGUGUAAAACUGUGUUUUGAUCGGUUACCAUGGUUUGGGAUCUAUUUCUUUGGUUAAUCUCUUUCUUCGUUUCUAUGGCGCUCCUCGCAGUGGUCAUUUAUCAGCUUAUUUGCUUGUCGGAUUUGGAAUAUGACUGUAUAAAUCCAUAUGAUUCAUCAUCUCGCAUUAAUGCGGUGGUUAUCCCUGAGUUCAUCGUGCAAGGAACGUUAUGUGCUCUUUACCUCGUGACAUGGCAUUGGUUCAUGUUCCUGAUAACAGCACCUGUUAUGUACUAUCAUAUAAGAUU
Messenger RNA from Macadamia integrifolia, 541 nucleotides. Its product is annotated as protein cornichon homolog 1-like. Lineage: Eukaryota; Viridiplantae; Streptophyta; Magnoliopsida; Proteales; Proteaceae. The record is from RefSeq and is a predicted model, not a curated record. Gene Ontology annotation, biological process: vesicle-mediated transport.